AUGGCUUUAACGGACUCCAGUACCGAGGUGAGGCUCCCCGAGGGACAGCCAGAGGCCCCACCCGUGCGGAUGGAGCCCACGCCUCAGACUUCCUCCUUUGGAGGGCUACGGGAGCUGGCAUCUGGCAGCGAACAGCGCCUGGAGGGCCUCCAGACCCUUCGGCCUCCAGCCUCGCCCCGGCUGGCAAGUCCGACGUUCAGCCGUCACACGCAGACGGAUGCCGUCCGCGCUCCGCCGCAACUUCCGCCACCGGCGCCGCCACCCUGGCGGACGGCAACCUGGGAGGAGUGGCCGCAAAGCGAACCCGAACGCACGAGCUGGGGAGAGCGGCGUUUGCCAAUUGAGCUUGUAGGCCCUCCAAGCGGCUACACGGACCGCCGAGCACGCGUGGCCUAUGUGCUUUCCUGGAUUCGCUUCCAGCGAUGGGCUUCUUUGCCCUUUGACCGGCUGAUUCUGAAACUCGAAGGCAUGGGUAUCCAGCUUGGAAUGGAGGAGCAGGACCUGCUUCGGCACCUGAUGGCCUUCCCGGGCGACAUCUCGAGAGUUUGGCCAGGGUGA
This is a messenger RNA of Symbiodinium pilosum, 558 nucleotides long. Lineage: Eukaryota; Dinophyceae; Suessiales; Symbiodiniaceae. The record is from the annotation of a GenBank genome assembly.